This is a messenger RNA of Ipomoea triloba (trilobed morning glory), 1281 nucleotides long. RefSeq lists its product as uncharacterized. The record is from RefSeq and is a predicted model, not a curated record. The transcript has a single exon. Lineage: Eukaryota; Viridiplantae; Streptophyta; Magnoliopsida; Solanales; Convolvulaceae. The coding region runs from base 1 to 1281 and encodes 426 amino acids.
AUGGAAGAGUUGAUCCGGUGGAAAGAGUUGGGAGACCAUCCGGUCGUACCCAAGAUAACAAUCACCCCGCCAUUUACCUCAGAGAUCAUGGGCGAACCUCUCCCGCCCAACUUCAAACCGCCUAACGUGAGGAGGUUCGAUGGAACUGGUGACCCGCAAGAACACAUAUUGUCCUACCAGGCCGCCAUGAUGCUGAUGGGGUCGUCCGAGGCGGCCAUGUGCCGAGCCUUCUUCUCCACGUUGGCCGGAGGGGCUCAGCGUUGGUUCACCAACUUACCCGGUGGAUCGAUCGGUUCAUUUCACGAAUUGGCGAUGAAAUUCAUCACCUGUUUCAUGCGGGGAAGGAGGUGUAAAAAACAUUUCACACACCUCGCGAGCUUAAAGCAAGGGAAGAAUGAGACCCUGAUGGAGUUCCUUAUCCGUUGGCGAACGGAGGAGGCCGAAGUGGAGGACAUGGAUGACAGGUCGGCCAUUGUCAUGUUCAUCUCCGCCCUGAGGGUGGGGGAUCUAUAUAAAAGCCUACGCCGCAAAACGCCAAGGACCUACACCUCGCUGAUGAUGAAAGCCGACCGUUAUGCGGAGGCGGAGGAAGCGAACCGUCUAAAACACCUGGAGGAGGAAGGAAGCAAGAGGUCGCGCACGGAAGGGUCCUCAAAGUCCGGGGGUAGCAUGCCCUCCCACCCCCGAAGGGGCAGGGAAGAAGGGAAACCCAACCCAGGGAACAAGUCCCACGCGGGUUCUCGUAUGCCACCCUGGGCACCAGCACCCCCCUCAGGCAGGACGCCUCACUUGGUACCCUUCACCCCUCUAAGAGCCCCGCCAAGCGACAUAUUGGCUUACGCCGAGGAAUGUCACCUGGUGAGAACACCAGACCCGCGCCCCGACCCCUCGGGGGCGGACAUGUCAAAAUAUUGCAAAUACCAUCGUUGCCAUGGGCAUAACACGAACGACUGUCAAGCGUGGAGGAAAGAAAUAGAGAGACUGAUACAGGCCGGCAAGUUGGGUAACUUUAUAGAUUGGGACAGGAUGGCCAAAAGGGACACGCGGGGAAGGGGUGUAACACCCCAACUACCGCAAACCGAAAAAGAAAAGGAUAGAGACGAACCCAAUCGACCAGUAGUUAACGUCAUAUUUGGCGGGGAAGCCUUAGGGGAGCAGGCCUUCGUGGGGGCUGUCGAUGAUCGCCCGGCCACGAAGAAGCCUCGACGGGAACCCAUUUGGUUCUCGGACAAAGACCUCCCGGCGAGGUCAACUGCCCCGAAGGACGCCCUCGCGAUGUAA